AAACGUGAGCAGAACUGAAACCUGAGAUAAAAUAGACCGGAUUGAUACUCUGACAAUAACUGUUCAUUGUUUAGGUCCAGUGAUUUAUCUUUAAAGACAGGAAGUGCGUUUUGACAUGCCUGCCAGUGAAGUCUCCAGUCGACGAAGCUCUGUGACGGCGGAUGUUCAGAACAAACCGGCAACACUAAACAUACAAGAGCCAGUCGCCAGGCAGAUUCAUACGCUGUCAGCAACUUCUAGGACCAACGCAGCGACCAGGCGAAAAUCCAUGAGUUUGUAUCCCAGAUCACAUCAAGCCGGCCAAACCGAGCUUCCGCAUCAACUGGCAGGAAAGAUUGCCAAUACAUACAACCUACGUCCUGAUGCAGACAAGCGAUUUCGCUGUAAGGAUGUCAAGGACGUCAUAGACAGCGUCUUGGAAAGCCACCUUAAAGAGCUUCCUUACGAUCCUGAAAAAUGUAAGAGCUUGCUACCCAGCAUCGCAGACGAAAUCAAGGACAAAGUCAAGGUGCUUGGUUUUGAAAGGUUUAAACUUGUUUGUGUUGUGACCAUAGGACAAUUGAAUAACCAAGGAGUACGUUGGGCGAGCCGGUGCCUGUGGGAUGUCGAAACCGAUCGCGUGGCAUCAUCAUCGUUUUGUGGGUAUUUUUGAAGGAAAAGUGUGAUUGUUGACACGUUCCCGUUCCAAGGUAUGUAAUAAUGUUCUUCAUCCAUGGCGUGACUUGGAAUUUUUACUCACAAUGUCUUACGCUUAACUUCAAGAAAAGCUAGUUUUCAAAAGACACAAAUCAAAAAGUCCAACGGAGGGGUUUACAAACAGAAAUUAAAAUGUAAACCAUUAAUUUUCAUGAUGUUUAUUUUAAGAUUAGAAGAAGGGUUGGGAAUUUGCUUGUUAUCAUUCGCGGGUUAUCAUGUUUGUCGUACUCUUCAAGAUAUCUGUGUGUUAAAGUGUUCAGGUUUGGUUGUUAUCAAUCUCCAUCAUAUUGUUUAUGAAAUUAUUGGUGAGGACUCAAUUGAAGUAUUGUUCGUGCUUCAUAGUUUUACUGCCGCCGACAUAAACGUGCGAUCUCCAUGGAAACGAUGAGCAAAGAUAAGCUUAGCAUUGUGUGACAGUGCGCUGUACAGGAAGUGUGUAAACCUUUAGUUAUUUCAAAACAAUUAUGUAGCAUAGGUAUAAAGCAAUGAAAUGGCUUCUGUACACAAUUUUAGGUUGGGUCGGUUCAAUCAAGUAGUCAGAGAUCUAAUUAAAGUUUUAUGUUAGUGAUUUGAAGAAGACCUCAACUUUGAUUUCUGUACAGAAAGCAAAAACAAUAUACGAGGGGCAAAAUUGGAAAAGAUCAAAAGUAAUCGCGGUUUGGUUGAAAAACUUCCACUAAAUUCCUCAAGUUUAUCUCAAACUGUCCCAAACUGCGGCAAAGUGUUAUUUCGCACCGGAAAAACAAUCCUUAUCUGUUAAUAUGUACUUGUGCUUUAGUUAUAUAUGGAUGUUGGUCUUAACAAUUUAUUAA
Stylophora pistillata is the source of this 1508-nucleotide messenger RNA. Its product is annotated as dynein light chain Tctex-type protein 2B. Gene Ontology annotation, cellular component: cytoplasm; cytoplasmic dynein complex. The record is from RefSeq and is a predicted model, not a curated record. Gene Ontology annotation, biological process: microtubule-based movement. Lineage: Eukaryota; Metazoa; Cnidaria; Anthozoa; Scleractinia; Pocilloporidae. Gene Ontology annotation, molecular function: dynein intermediate chain binding.